AUGGUGCUCACCGCAUGCUUGCCUGCGCCCACUGGGCUAUCUCAGAACCAAACUGAAGCCAGAGAGAAGGCUAGAUGUCACGGACCCUGGCAGGCCUCCCUGGCCUCCUCCCGCAGAGAACCUCCCCCAUAUGGGCUCCGCAAAGGCUGGACACCCUGCUGCUUAGAGGACUUUGGAGACGGAGGCGCGUUCCCAGAGAUCCCUGUGGCCCAGUGGCCGCUGGAUAUGGGUCGCGGGAAAACAAGGGCCAAUGCACUGGCCAUUCAGGUCGAUUUCCGAGGGCGACUCCAAUACCAAGCAAUUGCUCGACAAGGACAGCCAAAAGCCAGGGUCAUUUACAGCCAGCACGCUGACCUGGUCCCAAAGGAGGUGACCAAUGCAGAGGAUCCAGACUUGCGGAGACCCGACCAAGAGGCCAUUCAAGAGACCACAGCAAAGACUCGGGCAGCCUUAGAGAAGCUUGUGUGGCAGAAGGUUGCUGCAGCCAUGCCGGCUGGAGAAGCUGAGAGACCGGCCCCUGCUCAGUAUGUGCGAUACACGCCCUCUCAACAAGGAGAGGCAUGGAACUCAGGGGCUAAGCAGAGGGUGAUUCGGGUGGUGGACAUGCAGAAAGAUCCCAUGGAGCCUCCGAGAUUCAAGAUCAAUCAGAAGAUUCCCCGGCCACCGCCUUCUCCUCCUGUACCUGUGCUGCGGUCCCCAAGUCGACGGAUGACUGUGAAGGAACAACAAGAGUGGAAGAUCCCCCCUUGCAUUUCCAACUGGAAAAAUGCAAAGGGUUAUACAAUUCCACUAGACAAGCGUCUGGCCACUGGUGCGAGAGGACUCCAGGCGGUGUGCAUCAAGGAUACCUUUGCUAAGCUGGCCCAAGCUCUCUAUAUUGCUGACCGCAAGGCUCGGGAGGCUGUCGAGGCCCGGGCCCAAGUGGAGAGGAAGAUGGCUCACAAAGCAAAACAGAAACAUGAGGAGAGACUGAGAGAGCUGGCCCAAAGGACCAGGGAGAGCAGAGCUGGGAGCAAAGCCCGAGUGGACAGAGAGGAUGGGGAGCCACAGGAGAGGGCAGGGAUCCGACAGGAGAGGCAGAAAGACAGGCGGUGUGACCGCAAUCUUUACAGGGCAGCUCCGAAGAGGACGUGGAAACGACAGCAUAUUGAGCAACGAGAUAUCACUGAAGUCAUUGCUCUCGGUGUCCCCAAUCCUGGAACCUCCAAUGAAGGUCAGUAUUAUGACCCAAGGCUCUUCAAGCAGCCCAAGGGUAUGGACAGUGGCUUUGCCGGUGGAGAAGAUGACUUUUACAACCUUUAUGGCCACUCCUGGAGAGGGGCUGAACCCAUGGCCCAUACUAUCUAUAGGCCCAGGCCAGAUCUGGACAAGGACAUGUAUGGCAAUGACCUAGAAGCCAGAAUGGAGACCCACAGGUUCUUUCCAUGCAAAGAGUUUUCCGAUUCAGAACAGAGGCAGGGAAGAUUAGAAGGACCUGUUGAGUUUGAGGAAGAUCCUUUUGGUUUGGACAAGUUUCUGCAAGAAGCAAAGCGGCAAGGCGGCUCAAAAAGACCCUCGGAGAGGAGCCAAGCCCAGGAACAGGAGCAUGGAGGCAAGAAGAGGAGGAAGGCAUAG
This is a messenger RNA of Perognathus longimembris pacificus (Pacific pocket mouse), 1614 nucleotides long. Its product is annotated as SNW domain-containing protein 1-like. Gene Ontology annotation, cellular component: spliceosomal complex. NCBI's taxonomy places the organism in Eukaryota, Metazoa, Chordata, Mammalia, Rodentia, Heteromyidae. The record is from RefSeq and is a predicted model, not a curated record. Gene Ontology annotation, biological process: mRNA splicing, via spliceosome.